UACGAGUACGGUGCUUUCGACUUGGUUCACUUCGCCUUCGCCUUGUGGAUCGCUGCUCCUUACCCGUAUAGUAAUCUCCUCACACUACUUACCGACGACGCUGCGCCUUCCCUCGCUACUCUGCUGUCUCAUGCAUGAUUCUAUGAAUCACGCAUUCUUCUUCCUUUUCUCUCUUCUGGCUUAUUUGGUGUAUAGUGUGUAUGGUGUGUAGUAUUUUUUUUUUCACCAUUCGAUAUUUGACUCCGAUAUAGCGUAUAUGAUACGUAUAUUUUUAUUUUCGCCACUAACCGGCCUCCUCUCCUGCGUUGCGGACCGGAGCUUGUACCUUGAAUCUUGAAUCGAAUCGAACAAUCUUGUCAGUUCUGAUUCCGAAUCCCGGGUGACCAAAGUGUUUAAUUUGGUGAAAAUUGUGUCGUGCGAUUUUAAUUUUUCGACUCGUACUCAUUAUAAAUUGUAAAGAGUUUUUCGCGAGAUUUUUUUUUUGAAAAUAUCGGUGGAAAUUUAGCAUGGAGUUUUGCUGUUUUUACUUCGAGUGUUGAUAUCGAUCAGAAUAAUGAAAAAAAAAAGAAUAAAAAAAUGAAAGAAGUUUCGAAGCAGGACAGUGCAGGACAUUGUUGAAUAAUGAUUAAGAUGGUGAGAGCAAGAUCAAGCAAAACAUGUGGGAUGGGAAGGUGAAAGGGAAUGAAUCGUCUACUACAACCUGUGCUAAUCGUAUCAUUAGCGGUUCUAAUCGUACAGACGAUCGAAGCAGCUUCCAGACCGUACUCGGGAUCUGAUCCAGGCAACGAUAUCAUCGAUCAUCGAUCCGCUAAUUCCAAGUCGAACUGGCAGCCUAAUUAUCUACGUAUCCUGAAACAAGAGCCGGCUCCUCCGAAUAAUGCCAGAUCACCGUUGUCUAAAGGUGUGAAAAAAUCCAACCGUGUGCGUAAAAAUAGCCCGCCUAAUAAACACGUGCUGGCCAAACUGGGCGUCAAAAAGGUUAACCGGCCGGGUGCCGAUUACUACAACGAUAACAGCGAAUCGAACGUAGUCGUCGUGAAAUUACCUCCGAAUCCGAACUACUAUAUUAAUUUGCAACCUUGCGACGAAAAUAGCAAAUUAUGCCCGGUAAACAAAGGCGCCAAAAAUUUACCUUUUAAUUUCGCCAUCAACGGUAAACCGAGUAAAAUAUAUCAUUAUAAUUUACCCAUGCUCGAUAAAGCCCAAAGGGUACGAAGCAGCAGUAAAGUACUGUCGCAUAAAAGGCAGACGAAAAACAACGUAAGCGUUUAUCAACCCGCCUUACCUAAUGCUAUUUCGGUAAACAGCUAUUUCAAAGGUAAUGGCAAAUUCCAAAGUAUGUACGUUAUGUCCAAGAAGAAAAAAAGGAAGCUUCAGUCGUAGUCUGACAUCACUUUUUAACGCCUAAUUAUCUCGAUGUAAAUUUUUACGAUGUACAGUUGUCAAUUAUUACCUUACCUACAAAAUACGUAAGUAUCGUUCAAACUGAUGUAUUGUUGUCAGCAUCUUCUUCUUAGCUGAUGUCGUCUUGAAAAACGGUUACGAAGACGUGUUUUUUUGUGUGAAAUUACUCCACGUAUAUGUGUUAAGGAUUUUUUUUUAUUUAUAUAUUUUUUUCUCGCGUCCUAUGUCGUGUUUAUUUUUGUAUUAUAGAGGUUUUUUUUCUACGUUCCCCUAUUUUUUUUUUUUUUUUUAAAUAAUUUUAUUAUUUUAUAAAUUUACGUGUAUAUUUAUUUGUUAACGUUAUUCGAGUUGAUUUAUAGCCCUAUUGACACUUUGGUGACAAUUUAAUCAAAUUUUUUUCUCGUAUUUGACCAAUCAAAACUAUAAAGUAGCAAAUUGUGACGAAUUGUCAGUAGGUUUUUAUUUGAAAAUUUUCUCAUUUUAGUCAAUUAUACGCGAAAAAGAGACUGAGUUUACUUUCAAAUUUGACAAUUACGUAGUAUAUUUUUUAUGUAUUAGAAAUAUUAGGUAGGUAAUGCGAAAGAAUAUAUUUUUUACGAAAUUUUUUUUUGUAAGACUAUAAUGUUUAUUUAUUGAUCGUUAUUAGUGAUUUAGAUAUUUUUUUAAAUUAUUAUUUUUUUGUAUUUUGUAAUAAAUUUGUGCCAUGUCA
This is a messenger RNA of Planococcus citri (citrus mealybug), 2113 nucleotides long. RefSeq lists its product as uncharacterized. NCBI's taxonomy places the organism in Eukaryota, Metazoa, Arthropoda, Insecta, Hemiptera, Pseudococcidae. The transcript has 3 exons. Bases 682 to 1383 code for a protein of 233 amino acids. The record is from RefSeq and is a predicted model, not a curated record.